This is a messenger RNA of Cuscuta campestris, 2785 nucleotides long. Lineage: Eukaryota; Viridiplantae; Streptophyta; Magnoliopsida; Solanales; Convolvulaceae. The record is from the annotation of a GenBank genome assembly.
UUAUUAUUUAAGUAUGCAAUUUUUAUUUCCGCUGGUUACUUGGAUAUUACGUAGCAUGCUGACAUGUUUAAAUUUUGCCACAUAGACAUGCCAAAUGUCGAGUUUCUGUGCAUCCAAGUCUCCUUUAUUAUAUUAAAGGAUUCCCCAUCAAUUAUAAGGAGAGGGCAUUAAUGUGUCAUACACGAAAAUUCAGUUAGUUGGUGUGACUGCAUGACAUAUUUAUAGUAUGAGUGUUUGUUUAUAUUUAUACGCCCAACGAGGCCUGCAGAUCACACUGCAGUCGAAAAAUUAAAUGGCCUCCUCGCCGCCUUCCUCCUCCGCAGUCCGCCGCGAGGCUGCCGCAGUUGCUGAGAAUUGGAGCGGUGUGCCGCCGUUGGCUAUCGACGACGACAACCAGUUCCGAAAGAACUCCGGUCCGGCCGCGGCGUCCGCCAUCGCCACCAAGGAGAAUCAUGUAAUGCUAAGGCCUCACACCUAUCAUCCGGUAGAUCCACUCUCGGCCACCGAGAUCUCUGUGGCGGUGGCCACCGUUAGAGCUGCCGGCGACACUCCUGAGGUAAGGGAUGGCAUGAGAUUCAUUGAAGUGGUUCUAGUGGAACCAGACAAAAGUGUUGUUGCAUUAGCUGAUGCAUACUUCUUCCCACCAUUCCAAUCUUCCUUGUUGCUCAAAACAAAGGGAGGCCCUCCGAUCCCGACCAAGCUCCCGCCACGCCGAGCUCGGCUCAUCGUCUACAACAAAAACACCAAUGAGACGAGCGUGUGGGUCGUUGAGCUAGCUGAGGUGCACGCCGCGGCCCGCGGCGGGCAUCACAAGGGGAAAGUGAUUUCUUCCAAAGUUAUUCCCGAUGUUCAACCUCCCAUAGAUGCUCAAGAGUAUGCUGACUGUGAGGCAGUGGUGAAAAGUUAUCCUCCUUUUAUAGAGGCGAUGAAGAGAAGGGGCAUUGAUGAUAUGGAUCUUGUGAUGGUUGAUCCUUGGUGCGUCGGCUAUCACUCCGAGGCCGAUUCUCCCAAUCGUAGACUCGCAAAACCACUGGUUUUCUGCAGAACAGAGAGCAAUUGCCCGAUGGAAAAUGGAUAUGCAAGGCCGGUUGAAGGAAUAUACGUCCUUGUGGAUGUGCAAAACAUGGAGAUUAUUGAGUUUGAAGACCGAAGGCUUGUUCCUUUACCGCCUGUUGAUCCGUUAAGGAAUUACACAGAAGGAGGAACCCGAGGAGGAGUUGAUCGCAGCGAUGUCAAACCGUUACACAUUACUCAGCCAGACGGGCCUAGCUUUCGCGUUAGUGGAAAUUAUGUGGAGUGGCAGAAGUGGAACUUUAGGAUUGGAUUUACGCCGAGAGAAGGUUUGGUGAUACACUCCGUUGCAUAUCUUGAUGGUAGCAGAGGCAGAAGACCCAUAGCCCACAGGCUAAGUUUUGUCGAAAUGGUUGUCCCUUACGGGGAUCCAAACGAUCCACACUACAGGAAGAAUGCAUUUGAUGCAGGAGAAGAUGGGCUCGGGAAGAAUGCCAAUUCACUCAAAAGGGGGUGUGAUUGUUUGGGAUACAUAAAGUACUUUGAUGCUCAUUUCACGAAUUUCACCGGAGGGGUGGAAACCGUCGAGAACUGUGUGUGUUUGCACGAGGAAGAUCACGGGAUACUGUGGAAACACCAAGACUGGAGGACUGGCUUGUCUGAGGUUCGCCGCUCAAGGCGUCUCACUGCCUCUUUUAUUUGCACCGUGGCCAACUACGAGUAUGCCUUCUACUGGCAUUUCUACCAAGAUGGUAAAAUUGAGGCACAAGUUAAACUUACUGGCAUUCUAAGUUUGGGAGCUCUACAACCGGGGGAGUCACGAAAAUAUGGAACCAUGAUUGCUUCUGGGCUAUACGCCCCGGUUCAUCAACAUUUCUUCGUAGCCCGAAUGAAUAUGUCCGUGGAUUGUAAACCUGCAGAAGCACACAAUCAGGUGGUUGAAAUGAAUGUGAGAGUUGAAGCAGAAGGGGAUGAAAAUGUUCACAACAAUGCAUUCUAUCCCGAGGAAACUUUGCUCCGGUCUGAAUUGCAGGCCAUGCGCAACUGUGAUCCGUUUUCUGCUCGCCAUUGGAUCGUGAGGAACACAAGAACAUUGAACAGAACAGGACAACCAACAGGAUACAAGCUGGUUCCUGGUCCAAAUUGUUUGCCAAUGGCCGGUCCGGAGGCAAAGUUUCUGAGAAGAGCUGCAUUCUUGAGACACAACCUGUGGGUGACUCAGUAUGCCCCGGGAGAAGAUUUCCCCGGGGGAGAAUUCCCGAACCAAAACCCGCGCGUAGGGGAGGGGCUGGCUUCUUGGGUUAAGCAGGACCGCAAUCUUGAGGAAUCUGACGUUGUUCUUUGGUACGUUUUCGGAAUCACUCAUGUCCCGCGGCUAGAAGAUUGGCCUGUCAUGCCGGUGGAACACAUUGGCUUUAUGCUUCAGCCGCACGGGUUCUUCAACUGUUCACCGGCGGUGGAUUUGCCUCCGCCGCCAGGAUGCCAGUCGGAAACAAGGGAGACAUAUCAUGGAGACAGGGCUUCUUCUUCUCCUCCUCCUGGUUUGAUUGCUAAACUCUGAAGAAUGAUGAUUCAACCAAUACUAUAAAAAAGAACACAGAAGAAUCAAAUUUUGGCUUUUGUUUUGUUGUUGAAUGUGAUAGUAAUUUAACUUUGGGUUUGUUUUGAAGUAUCAUUAGUAUUCAUGUGUAACAUUUUAAAUAAAGAUAUAGCCAAGUUCUAGUUACAUUGGUUUGUUUUAAAUAAGAAAAUAUAAUAAAAUUAUGGUUUUGUG